Molecule: messenger RNA, 1235 nt
Organism: Haliotis rubra (blacklip abalone)
Lineage: Eukaryota; Metazoa; Mollusca; Gastropoda; Lepetellida; Haliotidae
Exons: 4
Coding region: 345-1217 (290 amino acids)
Biological process (GO): transmembrane transport
Source: RefSeq, a predicted model, not a curated record
GAACGCGGCAGCAGCUGCCUCCAUUUACAUAAAGCUGCGUGAUACAGCAACACGCACAUCCAGCAGGUAGGAACUCGUCUCUGCGCCAUGGACAGCGGACCACAGAUUCCUGACAGAAACAGAUACUUCCAGACUGUCCUGCUGUUCCUGGUAUCGUUUGUACAGGGCGCCAACAACGGCAUCAUCGGCAUCACCCUGCCAGACCUUCUGUGUCUUCUCCACGUCGACCUGCACACCGCCAGCUCCAUCUUCAUGUGCUACGGUGCGGGGAUGUGCCUGAGUACGGGGGACGCCUUGUUCAGAACGAGAUCCUGUGGCCCAAACAUACAUUCUGCUUGUACCUGAUGGCGACCGGUUCCUCCCUCGCUCCGAUCAUUCUGCCGCUUAUCGCCACACCGUUCCUCCACGCCCGCCAAACACAGCUCCAUCAACACAAAAACAUGACCGUGGUCUAUGAUCAGCACGCUGCCUGUGAAAACUUUUCUACUGAUAUUGAAUAUGUCUUCUUAGGUCUGUCCGUUGUAGGUAUUAUAGUCUCUGCAUGUUUAUUGGCAAACCACUACAACCUGCUCAGCAAGGGCUACACGAUCAAAGCAGCAAGGCCUGUUGUCCAGGCCAAGCGUGAUGUUCGAGUGACAGUGAAGAGAACUAUGAAAUGUAGUGUAUUUUCUGUGGUGGUCAUAUUGGCAUCAUUUACUAUGACAGCCUGUCUGAGUACCUAUCUGUCCCUCCUGGUAACAUUUGGCAUCCGUUCGCGCCUCCGUCUCGAUGUCGAUUCCACCUCCUUCCUCAUGAGCAACUUCAGCCUGGGUGUGUUCCUUGGCAGACUGUCUAACAUGCUGCUGUCCCACAGAGUCCGACCAACAGUCACCAUGUCGUUAAACCUGGUACUCUGCCUUGCAGCCUCGUCCUUCCUGCUGGCGUAUAGAGACACCAGCUCUUGGGUCGUGUGGAUCAGCACUGCGUUCGUUGCAUUUGGAAACGGGCCUCUUCUACCCGGCUUUCUCGCCUGGACAAAGCAGCAUAUGGAUCUGUCUCCCAAUGUACUGAAUGCAAUAAUGCUGCCCAACUAUGCUGGUUCUGUGACGGUCGCAACCAUUACUGGCAUAAUCAUGGACAUGACAGGGGCAAUCUCAUUUGUUUACUCAACUGCAGGAAUUUGUUUCGUACAAACAAUCCUUUAUUGUGUCCUGUUUGUGAUUUCUAAAUCGAAAUAAAACCUUUUUUUACUGGAA